This is a messenger RNA of Fraxinus pennsylvanica, 936 nucleotides long. NCBI's taxonomy places the organism in Eukaryota, Viridiplantae, Streptophyta, Magnoliopsida, Lamiales, Oleaceae. The record is from the annotation of a GenBank genome assembly.
AUGUUCGAGUGGUGGAGGAUUGAAGAGCACGAGUUCAAGAUACUACGAUCUUGGUGGCUGCUGCCUAUAGCACGAGGGCAUUGGAGGGCGGCAUGCAGGGAUUCUAAUGGCCAUCCUCUGUGUUGUCGCACCUGUUCAUGCUCGAGCCAAUUUUAUCACCUCUUUUCACAUGGAUUCAGUUAUGCAAUUGUAAAUAUGAAGUGGUGUGACCCUAAUGAGCAGAGCCCGAGAGUACCGCUGCCACAGGAAAUUGACUGUGGCACCGAGAUCUACCGUCACGCCAUCGCCGAACUCAAUGGAGAAGUAGAUAUCGCAGCGUGCCUUCUCGGGACCACCUUGGUCGUGCUUCCCACAAAGCAGCAGAGCCCGAGAAAGCAAUCAAAGGAUCGACGACAUUUCCUCCCACAACUUGACCUUGUCCACCAGCUAAAUAUAUUGUCAAAUUUGUGGCGCCUGGUGGCGCCGGUGGCUGCAGGAAGGAGCCAGAAAGGGAUAAAAUUUCAAACCCUAUCCCAUUCAGAAAGGGUAACUAGUAAAACCUUCACAGCCACUGCUUCCCACUUUGUUUCCCAGCUCCACCUCCAAAGACCGCCAGAUUCUGAAGAUGAAAGCAAUCGAAAUCAGUUUUCCGGCGAAAACGACGAUAACUCACAUCAAGGGAUGGAGCUUGGAACAUCCAAUACAAGCUCGGGCGACAUGGUGGCGAAUCGGCAGCGCGGCCGUCCCCCGGGAUCCAAGAACAAGCCAAAACCGCCUGUGAUUAACACCCGAGAGAGCGCGAACUCACUUUGUGCUCAUAUUCUGGAGGUCAGCAGUGGCUGUGAUGUGUUUGAGGCGGUGGCUGCCUAUGUAAGGAAGAGACAAAGAGGGAUUUGCAUAUUGGGUGGCACUGGUACUGUCAACAAUGUUACCAUUCGGCAGCCGGCAUUGUGGUGA